Messenger RNA from Aphis gossypii (cotton aphid), 5492 nucleotides. RefSeq names its product protein polybromo-1 (gene polybromo). The record is from RefSeq and is a predicted model, not a curated record. The coding region runs from base 220 to 5292 and encodes 1690 amino acids. The transcript is spliced from 31 exons. Gene Ontology annotation, molecular function: chromatin binding; protein binding. Gene Ontology annotation, biological process: chromatin remodeling. Gene Ontology annotation, cellular component: RSC-type complex. Lineage: Eukaryota; Metazoa; Arthropoda; Insecta; Hemiptera; Aphididae.
AUACUUGGAUUUUGCAGGCUGCAUCAGCCGCACUAAUGCACAACCGAUAUGUGUUUGGUUUUACUCAUUGUUUAGUUUAUUAAGCCAUUUAUUUUAUUCGAUUAUUUUGAUUAUUUUUCAUAAUAUUUAUUCAGGUAAAACACCUUGUGUACCUUUAAGAGAUUUUGGUCCACUGAAGGACGUCCUUUUCUAACACAACGGUAGAAAACGGUUUAAAUAAUGAAUCGACGCAGGAGAGCGUCAUCAAUUGCUAGUCGCGCAACUGAUGACGAAGUUGAAAAUUCACCAAUUGAGCACAUACGCAAGAAAAGACGAGUGGAUCCGGUAUAUGUGGACAUAGUUCAAUCAGUUUAUGAUACAAUAAGAAAUUUCAAAAAAGAAGAUGGCAUGCUAUUAUGUGAUAGUUUCAUUAGAGCACCAAAAAGAAGACAAGAACCAACAUAUUAUGAUGUUGUUUCUAAUCCAAUAGAUUUGAUAAAGAUUCAACAGAAAAUUAAAACAGAUGAAUAUGACGAUGUUGAUGAUUUACAAGCUGAUUUGGAACUUCUUACAAAUAAUGCCAAGUCGUUUUAUAAGAAAAAUUCUCAAGAGUAUAAAGAUGCAGUAGAGUUGUGGGACGUAUUUUUAGCAACCAAAAAUAAUAUUUUAGAAAGAGAAGGAACACCUAAAGAAAAACUUGUGAUUCGUGUAGGAAAACUAGGGAAAAGAGGUGGAUCAGCAGCCUCAAUGUCAAAAUCUGAACAGACAGAUGAAGAAGAGAGUAAUUCAUCAGUUGUAGGCGGGGAUGAUGAAUUAGCCAUGUGUGAAGACUUAUUUACUGCUGUUAUGUCUGCUACAGAUAACGAGAAUCGUUUAUUAUCAGCAGCAUUUCAACUCUUGCCAUCAAAAAAGCGUUAUCCAAAUUAUUAUGAAGUUAUUGAAAAUCCAAUUGAUUUGCGAUCCAUUGCUCGUAAAAUACAAGAUGGAAAGUAUGCAAACUUAGCUGAAAUGGAACGAGAAUUGUUGAUAAUGACUAAAAAUGCAUGCUUAUUCAAUGAACCUGGUUCACAAAUAUAUAAAGAUGCUAAAACAUUAAAAAAAGUUAUUACUAGUAAAAAGAUUGAAGUAGAUCAUGGAAAAUAUGCACCAAGCAAAAGUAGCGAAAGAAUACGGGCCAAACGUAUGAGAGGAAGUCAAACAUCAAUGUCAGCUGUAACUGCUGCUUUACAAUCUGAAGAUGAGGAAGAUUCAGACUUGGAUGAAGAUACUGUGACUGAUAGCCAAAGUAAUGCUGAUGGCCCAGAUAAUCCUAGAUGGCAGUUAUAUAAUGCUGUUCGUUCUGCUACUGGAUCGCAAGGAAAUUUGCUUAGCGAUUCAUUCUGGAAAUUACCAUCCAAACGGUACUAUCCUAAUUACUAUCAUGAAAUUAGAAAUCCACUUUCAUUAAUGCAAAUUGGCAAAAAAUUAAAAAAUGGUGACUAUGGUACAGUCAGUGAAGUGGCUGGGGAUAUGAAUGUGAUGUUAGAAAAUGCAAAAAAAUAUUUCACCCCUGACACAAAACAGUACAAGGAUGCUGUAAAAUUACAAAAGGUUAUGCAAACCAAGGCUCAAGAAUUGUUAGAUUUAGGACAUCAAUAUUCUGAUAGUGAAGACGAUUCUGCUGAUGAUGAUUUACAAUCAACAUCUCGAACAUCUAAAAAGUUUUCUCGAUCACCACGAUGUCUUACCCGUGGAAAAUACUUGAAUAAUAUUCCUCUAAAGAGACGUUUGUAUGCUUUGUGCAAAUGUCUUAUGGAUUAUACAACUGAACAUGGCCGUGUACCUAUGUUAAUGUUUAUGGAGAGACCAUCUAAAAAACUUUAUCCUGAUUAUUACAAAGUUAUAGCUGAACCAAUUGAUAUGCUGACAAUUGAAGAAAAGAUAAAACAAGAAAAAUAUAAAAGUGAAGAUGAAAUAUUACAAGACUUUAAAUUAAUGUUUGAUAAUUGUCGUCAAUUUAAUGAAGAAGGAUCGCUUAUUUUUGAGGAUGCAAAUACAUUAGAAAAAGUAUUAUUGGACCGUUCAAAAGAAUUGGGACCUGUGUUGACCAAACCUAAUAAAAUUGUUUCAAGUUCAUUGUUGAAAUUCCGAAAAUCUCAACUUCCUCAAGCAACAUUACAAAAAAUGCGUACAUUGUUCAACACAAUCAAAGAUUUUAAAGAUCAAAAAGGUCGUUUGUUAUCUAUUAUUUUUAUGAAACUACCAUCCAAAAAUGAAUAUCCAGAUUAUUAUGAAGUGAUAAAAAAACCUAUUAAUUUGGAAGUAAUAUCCCAAAAGUUGAAGAAUAAUUUGUACGAAAGUCUUGAUGAUUUAGCUGCUGAUUUUGUGUUAAUGUUUGACAACGCUUGUAAAUAUAAUGAACCCGACUCUCAAAUUUACAAAGAUGCAUUGACUUUACAAAGACUCACAUUGCAAACAAAAUUACAACUAAGAGCAGAUGAAGAUAGUACACCUGAUGUACAAAGUGCAGUGCAGGAAUUGUUAACUUCAUUAUUUGCUAGUGUUUAUAAUCAUCAAGAUGAGGAAGGUCGAUGCUUUUCUGAUUCUAUGGCAGAACUUCCUGAACAUGAUGAUAUUGAUGGCAACAAGGUAAGAGGCUUAUCUCUAGAUCUGAUUAAACGGAGAUUAGAUGGUAAUCAGUAUAAAAGAUUAGAUACUUUCCAAGAGGAUUUAUUUGCUUGUUUGGAACGAGCCCGUCAACUUUCGCGGACAGAUUCACAAGUAUUUGAAGAUUCUAUUGAAUUACAAUCAUAUUUCAUUAGACAAAGAGAUGAAGUAUGCCGUAAUGGAGAUUUGCUAAAUUCACCUGCUUUGAAUUAUUCUUUAUUGGAUUUAUCAUUAUCAGUAAAUGAUAUGAGAGAAAGAAAAAUGGCUGAAGAAUCUAUUAGUGGUAAUCCAGAAGAGGAUGAAAUUAAAACAGAAGAUAGUGCCUUAGAAGAGCAAGAAGAGAAUACACCACCUCAUAUUGCUGGCACUGCAGAUGAUUCUGUUUGUGUUAAUCAUUUAGUUUAUAGAGUUGGCGAUUUUGUUUAUGCAGAACCUCAAGAACGUGGUCAAGAUCUUAUGAUAUUAAAUAUUCAACGAUUAUGGACUAAUCAAGAAUCACAACAAAUGUUGUAUGGAAAUCAUUUUUAUAGACCUAGUGAAACUUAUCAUUUAUCAACUCGAAAAUUUUUAGAAAAGGAAGUUUUUAAGACUGAUUUAAAUAUUACUAUACCAGUUAGUCGAAUUAAAGGCCGCUGUGCUGUUGUAAGUGUUAAAGAUUAUUUCCGCUAUCAACCAAAAGGAUUUGAUGAAAAAGAUGUAUAUGUGUGUGAAUCUAGAUACUCAUCUAGAUGUAGAAAUUUCAAAAAAAUCAAGAAUUGGGCGUUAAGCUUAACAGCUCCAUGGAAAUUAGUUGAGAGAGAAGAACCUUUGGAUCCUAAACGGGUAAUGUCUGUAUUCCGUGACCGUGUUGAAAAACAUAAAGAAGAAAUAGCAGAACUUGAAGAACAUGAAAAAAUAAUUGAAAAAGAAAAACCAAAUGUAAUAAUACAAAAUCCUCCUGGAGUUAUUGAUGAUGGAAAUGUUUAUUAUGAACAAUACAACACUCAUGUAGGUAUACUCAAACCGGGUGAUUUUGUUUAUGUCAAAAAUGAACAAAAUCGGAUAGUUCAAGUUGAUAAAAUUUGGGUUAAUAAACAAGGAGCUUUUGUUUUUGGUCCAGUACUGCUAACCCCUAUAGAUCUUCCAAAUUUUUCUGGUAGACAAUUCUUUAAACAAGAAGUUCUGUUAACUAAUAAUGAGGAAACUGUAUUAAUAUCAAAAAUCACAGGAAAAUGUUCUGUGUUAGAACAUGCUGAAUAUAUAUCAUGUCGUCCGGCGGAAAUAGCUGAAGAUGAUGUUUAUCUUUGUGAAUCGAUUUAUGAUGAAUCUACAAAACAAAUAAAAGAAUUGCCUAAAGAUGGUUUAAAGAAAUAUACUCAUUCUCCAGCUGUAAAUCAAGAUGAGUUUUAUUUCUUUAGGAGACUCAUUCAUCCAGUAAAAGUUGGAGCUACUGAAAACAAUACUCAAUCAAGUGAUGUCAAAACUGUUUAUAACCAACAUUAUGAUUCUGUAUCUAAUGUUAGUUCUCCAGCUAUGCCAAAACUAGAACCAGCUGAUACAAUGACAGAAGAUUCAAUGGAUGGAGGUCCACCAUCUGUCAGCUCUUCUGACUUGGGUGAACGUACAUUGAAUACUUCAAUAAUCAUGUCUACUCCAUCAUCAUCUAGAAAAAAGAACCCUAAUCACAAAAAACUUGUCACUGGUUAUAUAUUAUAUACAAGUGAUGUACGAAAAGCUAUUGUACAAAAUAAUCCAGAUCGUAGUUUUGGCGAAGUUAGUCGUAUUGUUGGAAAUGAGUGGCGUAACUUAUCACAGACAGAAAAAAUGGCAUAUGAAGAACGUGCAAAUAGAUUAAAUGAAGAGAAUUAUCCACAAUGGCGACAACAGACACACCAAGCACCAACUCCUACAGAAGGUUCUGAUUUAAUUUGGGAAUGUGGUUGGGAUAAUUGUGAUUGGCAAUUUGAAGACCAAUCAGAUUGUUUAGACCAUGCUGUAGCUGAUCAAUAUGGACAUGUGCAGACAUUCUUUGCGGCAAUUCCUCCCAGUGAAAUUGAAUUUCAAUGUCAGUGGAGAGGAUGUCUUAGAGUUAAAAAGACUGGUAUUGCUCCAUUUCCAAGUUUACAUCGUCUAGUUAGACAUGUAAAAGAAGUGCAUAUACUUAAAAAUCCUGGGAAACCAGUUCCUUCAUCAGAACGCAACAAAAAUUUAAUGUCGAGCACUCGCUCAGUCAUUACUACCACUUCUGUUUUAUCUGUGGCAUCUGUAUCUCCACCUCCAGUUGAAAAUUCUAAUGUUGGAGGAGCUGUGAAUGUUUUAAAUCAGAUAAAUAGGAAUACUCCAUCGCCCAUGUCUCAAAAUGGUUCGGCGAGUAAUAAUAGUAUUACUAUUAGCAAACAUCCUGAACCAUUAUUUGUAACUGUGCCACCAAGACCUACAAGAGUAUUUCAUUCUGAAGCUUAUAUCAAAUAUAUUGAGAGUUUAAAUCUGGAAAGCAAAUCUAAUUGGGAACGUCAAUUGAUUGCUACACAAGAAAAUACCAAAGGACCAGAUGAUCCAAAUUCGCUUCCAGCUAUACAAUGGUUGGGAAAAGGAAUUGGUAAUCAUGGAAACGUAUUAAACGCUUUGUGGGCACUAAGAAAUUUUAUGAUGAAAGAUGCCAUGGGUCUGUCAAAAACAGAUGAAUAAGUCACUGAUUUUUGAUAUAAUUUAUAAAACAGAAACUGUUUUGUCAAACUCACUUAGUAUUAGAAAGUUUUUUUUUCAUUAACAUUAAUUAUUCAUCAAGAAGAAAAUUGCAUUAGUUUUUUUUUACUAUUAUCUUAAAAAUAUAAUUUACAAUUUACCUACUAUAGAUAUUUAAUUAUAAACAAAUGAUUUAUAUUAUA